Meloidogyne enterolobii is the source of this 171-nucleotide messenger RNA. The record is from the annotation of a GenBank genome assembly. Lineage: Eukaryota; Metazoa; Nematoda; Chromadorea; Rhabditida; Meloidogynidae.
AUGAAAAAUAUUUUCUUAAAAUAUUUAUUAUUUUUAAUAUAUUUAUUUAAUGUUGAAUCUUCAAAAAUUUUAGUUUUUAGUCCAACUAUAAGUCGAAGUCAUAUGAUUUCCAAUGCUCGAAUAGCUGAUACUUUAGCUAGUGAUGGACAUAAUGUUGUUAGUUGGUUUUGA